AUGGGGCCUGAAAGACAGGCUGAGGCCGUGCAGCUUGAACACGAAGAUCCCAAGACCUCGGCCACACAAUCUAGGGAACAAGGUGGUCUAGGAAAUGAGCAAGUGGCUAAAGCCCGUGACAAUGACCCCAUUGAAGAUGUGUUGAUGCGUUUGGCUCAGGCAAAAGAACUGGUCACCCACGGAAAGACUUAUGAGGAUGUUGAAGCUGUUCGGAGCGAUGCUCUGGACUCCAAUUAUGCAGCCCUUUGCGACAACUUACUCAAAAGGGAUCGGCGUCUGGGACAACUCAAUACACGGUCUUGGCAAGCGACCAUUCACCAUAAUUUCACAAAUCUCAGGAUACAAGAACUUGAAGGCGAGGUUAAGUCGUUGAAGAAAAGGGUUUUCGAUUUAGGAGACGACCAUGAGUUUGUGGAUCGGAAAGAGCAAUUUCCUGUCCACCUUCACGAGUUAAAAAAGUCCCUUGCCCAUGAUUUUAUACUCAACAGCGAUGUGGUUCGCCUCCCUGCAGCACAACAACCAGCGCUAGAAAUUCGACUACCUGGAGGUACUCCUUCAAAACAAAGUCCAGCACAAAAUUCCUCAACGCAAGUCAACGGCCCACAUGGGCAUUCCGCAGAGAUGGUAGAGGAGGCUCGUGUUGAGGUUACCCCAGAUAGAUUGCGGAUCAGGUCUCGGCCUCUCAUGUUCCAUCUGGAAGAGUUGACAGGUACUCCAAUACUCUCUCUAGUAGGGAUGGAUACUGUGUACGACGAUAUGCGAAAGGCUCACAAUUCCCUUGUCUUUCUACGCCCGUUCCGAUUUUUUACUCGACACGAAACUGCCAUCAGAAAAAGCGUCGCUGUCGUAGAAGCCAAGGUCGAAGAGGAGAUACGAAAUGAGAAUCAGGUUAAGCUUGAUUCUCAGAAAAAUCAAAAACAGUUCUCGACUAAGACUCUUCUCGACGACCUUAGACUUCUGAUUACUUUUCUCAACACAGAUCUCCGCCCGACCAUAAAAUUGGCUGCGAGAAUCAAUAAUGGUUCAGCUGCAGUAGUUGAAUAUGCAGAUCUUAAACAUCUCUUCAAGAGGGGUGAUGUUGUUGUUGCUAGAACUGAGCAGGCCUAUGCACGAAUGGUUGUAAACCUGGCGGGCGGGCGUGACCCUCUUACCCACAAGCUUCGUGACGAGAGUAAAGGAACUCCCAUUCCAGUCGAUGGCUUCGCUAUUGACUGCAUCAGUUUUGAAUCCAAUGGAUCUUCCUUUUUACCAAAGGUUGAAAAGUUCUCUAUUAGAAAGUUCCAUGAGUCUCUUGUCAACCGGUUCAGAGAAAGCGGCAAGCAGUUCUCUGAUGUUGCAAAUAGUUCUUUUUGCCACAGAAGGGUCGUGGGCAAAACUAUGGAUGAACCAUCUGUCAACCUCGACGCUGAAGUCAUUGUCGACAUGACUCUUGCAAUGAGCGUCAAGUCUGAGUGGCGACCUGAUCACAAGCAUCCCUCAGAGAGCUUUACUCGCAGUGAUAAGAGGGAAGUUGAAGAGAUGCCCUGGUGCAAGCACACAUUCAGUUACACUACUUGUUGUGGUAGCGAUGUAAUCUUUAACGACUUGGAGUUGGAUGAUUUUGAAGCUGAAGAGUUCACAAAAGAAAGGGGCCACAUGUUACACCCGACUGCUUAUGAAGACCUUACAGAUGAUCAUUUUUUGAUAAUGAGGCCCUACGUUCAUGCAUUCGUUUUACGUUCACGGCAAUGGGUAACAAUACGGUCUGAGGACCUACAAGAAGUGGUAUUUCGAAACAACUUUGACGACCUUGUGGUACCCGAUGAUCACAAAACAACCGUGAAGGCUCUGGUUACCACCCAUGAAAACGCAAGGUCGCCACAAUCCCCUUCUACCCUACAGUCAAGUAUCGGUUCUGUUCUGGACCUGGUCAAAGGAAAGGGAGCCGGGUUGGUGAUUUUACUACACGGUCCACCCGGUGUCGGAAAGACUUCGACCGCUGAAUGCGUUGCUGACGACACCAAGAGACCGCUAUUUCCCAUCACAUGCGGCGACAUCGGCGAAACAGCCUCCGACGUCGAGCAUAACCUGCAAAAGAACUUUCAAUUGGCCCACAAAUGGGGUUGCGUCCUACUACUCGACGAGGCUGACAUUUUCCUUGCCAAGCGAACAAGGAGCGAUCUGCGACACAAUGCUGUUACGAGUGUUUUCCUGCGGAGCCUUGAGUACUAUGCAGGUAUCCUGUUCCUGACAACAAACCGUGUCGGUGCGAUCGAUCCUGCGUUCAGAUCCAGGAUUCAGAUGUCGCUGUUCUACCCGAAGUUGAGUCUCGAUGUUACUUGCCAGCUAUACAUGAAAUUCAUUCGAAGGGCCAAGGCUGAGCAGCAGCGAAAGGGCGACGCUCUGUUCAAGAUCAAGGAGAAAGAAAUUCUGAAGUUUGGCAAGAAGCAUUUCCGUGUUUUGGAGAAGGGAGGUUACGAGACAUGGAACGGAAGACAAAUUCGGAAUGCCUUCCAGACCGCUAUUGCCCUUUCCGAGCACCAGAGUAUGGUCAAGGCUCCCGAGGAUCCCAUCCCAACUCUAGGGAAAGAGCAGUUUGAAACUGUAGCUCGAGGAUUCACACAAUUCGAUGAGUACCUCAACAAGACGCUUGGAGGAACAGAUGCCGACGUAGCUAGGAGAGAAGGAUAUCGCAACGACUACUUCAUGAAUGCAGGAAACCCACCAGCUCCCAUGGUUCCGUCCUACCCUGCCUAUUCGAGACCGACAGCUCCUCAGGGUGCAAUGGACAUCAACAGUGACGACGAUAGCGAUUCAGACACAGAGAGUGACAAGGACUCUGAUGAUGAGCCUGGACAGACUAAGAAAGGGAAGAGUGGAGCUGCGGGUCAGGAAACGGCUGCGACUUCAGGUCAGACUGCUGAUGAUAUGAACGAAUUUCGUGAGUACAUGAUGUGGAAGCAAAGAAAGUCGCAGUUCAAGUGA
This is a messenger RNA of Fusarium coffeatum, 2964 nucleotides long. RefSeq lists its product as uncharacterized. Bases 1 to 2964 code for a protein of 987 amino acids. The transcript is spliced from 3 exons. Gene Ontology annotation, molecular function: ATP hydrolysis activity; ATP binding. The record is from RefSeq and is a predicted model, not a curated record. Lineage: Eukaryota; Fungi; Ascomycota; Sordariomycetes; Hypocreales; Nectriaceae.